CUCUAUUGAUGUCUCAAGCUGACUGCUCCAUAUCACUCUUUUAGAGUCUCUCGGCCUUCACAUUUUUAGAAGAAAGUGGUUUUCUCUGCUUCAAUGGGAAGCAGUUGCAUGCUGCUACUUGUGCUGCUUCUUCUCAACAUCUGUGAUGUUAACCAGAAUGGACCUGCAAGAGAAGAAAGGCAAGAAGUGUUCCCAUUGUGAUCAUCCUUCGCAAGCUACUUUUAUGGGUCCAGUUUGUCUCUGUUGUCCAGGAAACUCUGAACCAUUCAGCAAUCCGGGACUCUGCUUCUCAAUGCCGGUCAGCUGCUCUUUUGAAGGAGUUAUUUCAGCAGCACAGAAGUCUGCAUGGGAGGUAGGAAAUUCUGCUCCUAUUCCUCCCUCUGCUCCAAGAUUAUCUGUGGAAGAUGUGACCUUGCCUCCCACUUUUUUGCCAGACCGUGCCUGUCUUAUCACUAAGGCAUUUGUGAAGGCAAGGGCUCCUUCUGCUUCCCAAGCACUCCCUGUCAAGAUUAGCAGACCAGUGACUUUACACAGAGCUUUCACAACUCCAUCCUGCACAAAAGCAGUUCCUUUUACUUCAGCUCCUAGAGCUCCAAAGGAAGCGAAGAUGGAUUUCAGAGAGUAUAAAAGAUUAUCAGCCAAAGGGAAUUCAGUGCAAGCAAUGUCCCUGAUUCCUUUCAUAAGUGACUCCUUUGAGGAAGGGGAAGUGAUGUCCUCUGAGCCUGAGGAAGGGCCAUAUGAACCACAUUCAUCCAGCAAAUCCCUGAUAGAAGUAAAGGGGAGAUCCUCUACCAAGGUUACCCAAGUCUCCUCUGACUUCACUGAGGAAGGGGAAGUGGUGUCCUCCGAGCCUGAAGAAACACCUGGUGAAACAGACUCAUCUCGAAGAUUCCUGAUUGAGGAUCUACCCUAUCUGUGCAAAUAUUUUAUGAAGCAACUCAGGCUAAAACAUUAUACCUCACGAAGUGGCUCAAGGAAAUUGCCCCAUCUUGUGGAGGAGAAGCCAGAUGAUACCAUUCCCCUUCACCCAUCCAUCAGUGCCUUAAUUAAAAACAUCUGGCAGGCUCCAGAUGCUCAGUUUAUAUUACCUACUCAUCUGGCUAAGCUUUACAAACUUCCAGCUGGGAAAAGUAACCUGUGGGCCUCUGCACCAAGAGUUGAUUCUACAAUAGCAUCUCUCUUCACCAAAUCUUCACGUCCUGAUGAGGGAGAAACUGUUCUCAUGGACCCUUUAGAACAUAAGGUAGAUGAGGCUCUUAAGAGUGCCUAUGAAUUUGCUACCAUCCAGCUUUCAGUCUCCAUUUACUCCCUGUAUGCAGCCAGGUCACUGGUGGAAUGGCUAAGGAAAUUAUUGCCCCACUCUAAGAGGCCUGUUUCUAGGUCAUCUCGCAAGGUGUGCACCCUUUGUGAUCUGGCAUCCCGCUAUCUUCAUGAUGCAGCCCAGGAUUCCCUCCACCUGGCUGCCCAUAACAUAGCAACUCUCACAGUGGCUAGGAGAGCCCUCUGGCUCCGUCCCUUAACAGGUGGGGAACUUUCAGCCAAACUCAAACUUGUUGGCCUUCCUUAUGAUGGGAGUCAUCUCUUCGGGGAAACCUUAGACCAGGCCUUAAAGGAUCUUUCAAAGAGUACAGUUACGCCAGGAGAUCAAGAAAAACCUCAGGCCUCUAACUCCUCCCAUGCCUCCAACAGGCCUAACAGGGGUGUCAGGUAUCCUCUCUCCUCAUAUAGACCUGGCAGGUAUAGAUACAGGUAUCCGGUAAACCAGUCCGUCCACUUCUCUGGCUACAGGGGAAGAGGUAGGACCAACAAAUACCAGCCUCACCAAGAAUUCUGA
Mauremys reevesii (Reeves's turtle) is the source of this 1834-nucleotide messenger RNA. RefSeq lists its product as uncharacterized. The record is from RefSeq and is a predicted model, not a curated record. The transcript has 2 exons. Lineage: Eukaryota; Metazoa; Chordata; Testudines; Geoemydidae. The coding region runs from base 146 to 1834 and encodes 562 amino acids.